Molecule: messenger RNA, 1947 nt
Organism: Paralichthys olivaceus (Japanese flounder)
Lineage: Eukaryota; Metazoa; Chordata; Actinopteri; Pleuronectiformes; Paralichthyidae
Source: RefSeq, a predicted model, not a curated record
AAUAUUGACCGGGGCCGGGAGUCGAUCAGUUCACUGGAUCUCAACGUCCAGCUCGGCAGCGUUUCCACAAGGCUCCCCCCUGCAGAAGGACCGUGCGUGUCCCCCGAGCUGUGUGUGGUUUUUUACUUCAUGUGUGAUUGUGUGUGUGUGUGUGUUUGAGCCCACAGGCCUGGAGACAUGAGGCGUCCUCUGCUGCUGCUCCUGGGGCUCCUGCUGCUCCACCAGGGCCGCUGCUUUGAGUUUGUGAUCGAUGGAGAAUGGGAGGAAGAGACAUCAGAUCUUCAGGAUCCUCAGAGGAGACACAAGAGAGCCAUACUGACCAGCGAGGAGCAGGAGGAUUUUGAAGCCAUCCGUGGAGAUGACAUCACCGUCAAGAGCUACAAGAUGGAGAGCCGCAUCACGUCCCGCUUCGCCCACACCACCGUCAGGAGCUCCGUGGUCAACUCAGCCUCCACGGCCCAGAGCAUCGGCUUCAACGUCCAGAUCCCCAAACGGGCCUUCAUCACCAACUUCACCAUGAACGUGAACGGGAUAACGUUCACGGGUUCCGUGAAGGAGAAGACAGUCGCCAGGAACCUGUACGCUCAGGCCCGAGCCAGAGGCAAGGCAGCGGGGAUUGUCAGGGCUAAUUCCCAGGACAUGGAGACCUUCAAGACAGAGGUCCACGUUCCUCCAGGCAGCAACAUCGAGUUUGAGCUCCACUACCAGGAGAUGAUGCAGAGGAGGCUGGGUUUCUACGAGCACUCGCUGUACCUGCAGCCCGGGAGGCUGGUGCCUCAGUUCCAGGUGGACGUGUACAUCUACGAGCCAAACGGAAUCUCCACGGUGCAAACACCAAACACCCUGGGCUCACAGUUUUCACAACUCGUCAAAGUGACGUCCUCCAAAGACAAGGCUCACGUCGUCUUCAAGCCGAACCUGCAGCAGCAGAGGAAGUGUGAGAACUGCAGCGGCAGCGCAGUCGACGGCGUCUUCACUGUCAAAUACGAUGUGACCCGAGACAGUAACGCCGGAGAGCUGCAGGUCUCAGACGGCCAUUUUGUCCACUUCUUCGCCCCGUCCAACCUGUCCCCCCUCCCCAAAAACAUUGUGUUCGUCAUUGACGUCAGUGGCUCCAUGUGGGGCGUCAAGAUGAAGCAGACGGUGGAGGCCAUGCAGGCCAUUCUGGACGACUUGACGAUAGACGACCACUUCAGCAUCGUCGACUUCAACCACAACGUGCGCUGCUGGAGCGAGGAGCUGGUGCACGGCUCGUCCAUUCAGGUCACGGACGCAAAGAAAUACAUCCAGAACAUCAAGCCCAACGGAGGCACCAACAUCAACGAGGCUCUGAUGAGAGCAGUUCAGAUGCUGGUGAGGGCGUCCAACCAGGGGAUGAUCGACCCUCGCUCCGUCUCCAUGAUCAUCCUGGUGUCUGACGGAGAUCCCACUGUGGGAGAAAUCAAACUCAGCACCAUCCAGAAGAACGUGAAGCGAGUGAUGAGAGAGGAGUUUUCUCUGUUCUCCUUGGGCAUCGGCUUCGACGUGGACUACGACUUCCUGGAGCGCAUCGCCAUGGAGAAUAGGGGCAUGGCUCAGAGGAUCUACGCCAACCACGACGCCGCGGAGCAGCUGCGGGCGUUUUACAGCCAGGUGUCGUCUCCCCUGCUGAGGAAAGUCACCGUCCAGUUCCCCGAGGACGCCGUGUCCGACGUCACGCACAACCACUUCGAUAAAUACUUCAGCGGCUCGGAGCUGGUGGUGGCUGGGAAGGUGCUGCCGUCCGUGAGCAGCACGCUGACCAGCUUCACCACGGCCUCUGCUGCCCGGCUGGACAUCACCCUGCAGACGGAGGCCAACAUGGCAGAGCUGGACACGGAGCUGGCCAAGCAGCAGCACUCGUUCACGGGCUUCGCCAGGCAGCUGUGGGCCUACCUCACCGUCAAACAGCUGAUCUCUGAGAGGUGA